Seminavis robusta is the source of this 414-nucleotide messenger RNA. Lineage: Eukaryota; Bacillariophyta; Bacillariophyceae; Naviculales; Naviculaceae. The record is from the annotation of a GenBank genome assembly.
AUGUCAUUUCUGCAAAGGUUUGCGGCAGGCACCAAGAGUCAUGUUCGAUCAUUGGGUGUUUGGCAAGUUGCCGGAAGACCACGAGUAGUCGUCUCAUCCUCUCGCGGUUUUGCAUCAGCAAGGGAAAAACUACAAGCCGUCAUGGAGGAGUACCGGAAGAAAAAUUACCCACAAGAACUGCCGUCUAGGUUUGCAAAAGAAGUGACUGCAGCAGCGGAUACGGAUGGUGACGGUUUUAUUAGCGUGGCAGAAAUUGAACAGUUGCUGGAGAAUAUUGGGGCCAAAAAUGUGCUUACACACGAGGAAAUCGCCGAGUUGAUGGAUGAAGUGGGUUCCUUGGAAGUUCCCAAAGGAGUACCAGUUGAAGAUGCUGUGGCUUUACUCAAACAAGUUGCGAAACCUGGAACUGCCUAA